Molecule: messenger RNA, 666 nt
Organism: Adineta ricciae
Lineage: Eukaryota; Metazoa; Rotifera; Eurotatoria; Adinetida; Adinetidae
Source: the annotation of a GenBank genome assembly
AUGAUUGUAGAACAUUCAACUGGUUANUCCUAUUCGAUCGCUGUUGGCGACUUUAACAAUGAUACACACCUCGAUGUAACUGUUGCUAAUGCGAACGCUGGUAAUGUAGGUAUUUUUCUUGGAUACGGAAAUGGAUCUUUUCGGUCACAAACGACUUUUGCAACCGGUACAUGCCCAUAUUCAGUUGCUACUUGUGACGUUAAUGGUGAUCAACGGCUAGAUCUGGUUGUUGCUAAUCGAGACAGUAACACUGUAAGUGUCCUCCUCGGAUAUGGAAACGGAUCUUUUCAAUCACAAAGAACAUUUUCCACGGGUUCAUCUCCCUAUUCAGUUGUUUGUGCUGACAUUGAUGGUGACCAAGUAACAGAUAUGGCAGUCGCUAAUACAGGUGGUAAUACCGUAAGUAUGCUGCUUGGAUUCGGUAACGUCGCUGUUGCCGAUUUUAAUCGAGAUAAUCGUAUGGAUAUAGCUGUUGUUAAUUUUGGUAAUAAUACUUUGGGCAUUCUGCUUAGCAAUUGCAGUGACAGUUUUGCGACACAGGUGACGUUUAAAGCCGGUACUGGCCCAUGGUCAAUUGGUAUUGAUGAUUUUAAUAACGAUUGUGGCCUAGACAUAGUCGUCGGUAAUGGAGAUAGUCUAAGCGUUGGAGUGUUUUUAGCCAAGUAA